AUGUGGUUAAAGAAAGUUUUCUGUAUAUUUGCUACUCUAUUUUACCGUUUUUUGCUCGUUGGUGGUUGCUAUGAAGGUGAAAGAGUAGCUCUAAUGAGCUUCAAAUCCUUGCUGACUGAUCCAUCUAAUCGGUUAGCUUCAUGGAAAGGCGAAAACUGUUGCAGUUGGAAAGGAAUCGAAUGCUUGAGUUCAGGUCGUGUUGUAGUUGUCAAUCUCCGGAAUCCUCAUCCGGAUGAAGUCAUGAUCAGUAUCAAUAAUCAAGUCAUUUCAAAUUCUAACAACGCGUUUGAUUUUGCGCUUAAAGGUGCUAUAUCUCCGCUGUUGUUCAGUCUCGACCAUAUCCAACAUCUCGACCUGAGUUUCAACAACUUCGUGUUCUCAAAGUUACCUGUUGAGAUAUCGAACUUAACAAAGUUGACUUAUCUCAACCUGUCGAAUGCCAUGUUUCAAGAUUCCAUCGACAUGCAGUUCUCGAACCUGACAUCUCUACGGCCAACUUCCUGUAUCCAUGUCCAGUUUGAUAAGCCUUCGAUACUUAUCUCUGAUCCAGAGUGGUUUACGAGGGUAUAUUCCUACUUCGAUUUGUCAAAUCCUCUCACUCGAGUACCGGAAUAUAGAAUGGUUCCCUGGUGCAUACUUCAGCUUCCUAAGCUUUUGUAUCUUUCUGUUAAUAAGAAUAACCUGAAUGGUAAUGUGCCGCUGUCUUUGCUCCAGAAGUCUAGAUUGGAUCUGACGAGCAUCGUGAUCUUAAUUUUGGUGAACAAAAGUCUAUCAGGAGCCAUACUGUACUGGUUGUUCAAUCUACCAGCCCUAUCUGCACUAGAUUUACCGAUGAAUAACUUCGAGGGAGUUAUACCUCCAACGAUUCAGAUGAAAUCUUCACUUUUCCCAUCAAUAGUAAACUUAGCCAGAAAAAAACUUCAAGGGCAUAUCCCUACUCAGCUCGAGAAUGUUAAUGUCAUCGAUUUAUCACUUAACAAUUUCGUAGGCUCAAUUCCAGCACAGAUGGGAGAAAUUCCAGCAAUCAGGUCCAUAGCACUAUCCGGAAACAAAAUUCACGGUCCAAUACCUGAAUCAUUUUGCCAAUCAAUUAAUGUUCUCCAGGUUCUUGAUCUCUCUAAUAAUAGCUUUUCGGGCAUCAUUCCACGCAGUUUAGGGAGCUGCAAGUCUCUGAUUUACCUUAGUCUUGGACAAAACAAGCUCACUGGAAGUGUUCCAGAAGAACUUGAACGUGUUACAAGCCUUCGUUGCCUUGACCUGAAUGGAAAUGAGUUUGAAGGUUCUUUUCCGACAGUGAUUGAGAAGUUUCAAGAACUGGAGAUCCUGAAUUUGGCCGGCAACAGAUUUAAAGGAAGGAUACCAAAGUUCAUCGGUGACCUAAACCACCUUCGUAUCCUAGUGCUUGCAUCAAGCUCAUUCAAUGAAUCUAUACCGGAAGGGGUAAUGAAGUUGGAAAAUCUACAAUUAUUAGUUUGUCCAGGAACAAACUGUCCGGUCCGAUUCCUGAGAAGCAUGAAGGAUUGA
Molecule: messenger RNA, 1524 nt
Organism: Capsicum annuum
Lineage: Eukaryota; Viridiplantae; Streptophyta; Magnoliopsida; Solanales; Solanaceae
Product: leucine-rich repeat receptor-like protein kinase PXL1
Exons: 2
Coding region: 1-1524 (507 amino acids)
Molecular function (GO): protein binding
Source: RefSeq, a predicted model, not a curated record